AUGAAUCCGGAAUUGAUCCAUCAUCCUUCUUUCCAAUCAACACCGCUCACUUUACGGAAGAAGCUAGCAAAGCUGCCAGUAUUGUCACUUAUGGUUAUAUUGAAAUUGACUCAGGAAAAUCCCUUCCACUCUUCAAUGACAAAAAUUUCCGCUCCAGAGUCAUCACGAAAUGCGUCCACUGCACUGCAUGUGGUUCCUGUGAACACACUCGUUUUGACUGCAAGACUUCAUCUUGUGCCAUUUGCAAGAAAUUAUCCCAUAGGGCAAAAGAUUGUUAUUUCAAAAAGCAACAAAGAGCACCAAUUGUGA
Saccharomycopsis crataegensis is the source of this 309-nucleotide messenger RNA. RefSeq lists its product as uncharacterized. The coding region runs from base 1 to 309 and encodes 102 amino acids. The transcript has a single exon. NCBI's taxonomy places the organism in Eukaryota, Fungi, Ascomycota, Saccharomycetes, Ascoideales, Saccharomycopsidaceae. The record is from RefSeq and is a predicted model, not a curated record.